Scophthalmus maximus (turbot) is the source of this 1520-nucleotide messenger RNA. RefSeq names its product NAD(P)(+)--arginine ADP-ribosyltransferase 2. The transcript is spliced from 3 exons. The record is from RefSeq and is a predicted model, not a curated record. Lineage: Eukaryota; Metazoa; Chordata; Actinopteri; Pleuronectiformes; Scophthalmidae. Bases 424 to 1344 code for a protein of 306 amino acids. Gene Ontology annotation, molecular function: NAD+-protein-arginine ADP-ribosyltransferase activity; NAD+ poly-ADP-ribosyltransferase activity.
CAGUUACCAUACUUUUCAGCAGAUCUCAGCUUGGGCAACUGAAAGCUGACUCAUCCUGCACUGAUCGAUCCUGAAAUAGACCUUAUAUUUCCCCAGAUAUUUUUUUGAAAUUUUGGGGUACUGACCCUUCAACCUUGCAACUUUCAUCUUUUGGAGCUGAUGAAAUCAAGUGAAAAAAAUACAUUGCUGGUUGCCAAAAAUAAAAGCAAAAAAUUCUGGGGAAACCCAGAAACCCUAGGUUACUACAUGAGUGGAGGUUGUGAUUGACAGGGUGGAAGGUUCGACGCCCUGAUGCUACCCCUCUCUCAUACACACCCACAUCAGCUCUGAUAUAAGAGAAGACAACUGGGAUCAGACCAAACACCUCACUGGCUUUGACCAUCACAACACCUGCUGCUGCACCAUUAUCUGGCGUUACCAGUAAUGUUGAAGGAUGACGUGUUGUUCAUUGUCCUCUGCUGCAUCUGUAUAAAGAUAAAGCUCCUGGAUGCAAAGAUUUUGCUUGUUAAGACAUCAUCCGAGGCCACAAAGGACCCAUCUUUGGCCCCUGAAGGUCCUGUAAAGGUUCACAAUAUCUCCAUCCAUGCUGUCCAAAAUUCCCCACUGAAUUCCUCAAGCGCCUCAGUGCAGGUCUCUUCGGGCCUGUCCAGCCUCUUCAGAAUCCCCCUGAGCUUGUCCCAGGACUCUGUUGAUGACAUGUAUUACGGUUGCUCCCAGAAGAUGCUCAUCCAGGUGAAACUUCGCUACCUACCAAGGCGCACCGGGGAAGGUCUGCACACCACGUACACAAAGCUUUGUGCCCUUAAAGCCAUGAAGACCAAGGACAUCUACGACCCUCUGUCCUGGAAUCACUUCAGGGCUCUGUGUGCCUACACAGCCGGGUCCUACGACGACUUGAAUCGAGCAGUCCGCAGGGGGAAGGCUUCCUACAAGACCUCAUUUGAAUUCCACGCUCUCCACUUCUUGCUGUCAGACUCCAUCCGGCUCCUGAAACUCAACCAAAGGAGCUGCUACACUACCUACCGCAGGAGCAAGCUGCUCUUCAGCGGGGAAGCUGGACAAACCAUCCGCUUUGGCUCCUUUUCCUCCAGCUCCCUCAACAAAGAUCUGCGUCAGUUUGGACGAAGGACCUGCUUUCAGAUAGUCACGUGUUUCGGCGCCUACCUCAAAUCAUAUUCAGAGUUUGACUCUGACGAGGAUGAAGUACUGAUUCCUCCGUAUGAGAUGUUCAAUAUUGUCUCUGUGGACACGUCGGGAGAGAACGAUUUACACUGUGAUGUUUUCUACAAGCUUGAGACGGCGGGGGUUUACAGCAGCCUCAACUGUCAGGCUGUGGACCUUUAAAAAGUACAAGGUCUUCCAUUUUAACACUAUAGUUUUGAUGCGUCAGUGUGAUUACUGUGACCAUGAGCCACAGUGAUUCAUUUUGAUGAUAAAGAUAAUCAAGCUCAAACUGUUAUAUUUAAUUUCACGGUGAAAAAUAUUGUGGUAAAAGAAAUACAGAAAUUCUGCAAAAGUCA